AUGAAGCAGAUCAUUUUUCCCCAAGUUUUUCUAGGAAUUUUGGCAUGCUGGAGUGUUCUCUCGGUUAUUGCAGAAGACAGGUAUUUGUUUUUCACAUGGGAAAUUACUCGUGGAACAAUUAACCCUCUGGGUGAACCUCAACCGGGCAUUCUUAUAAAUGGUCAAUUUCCGGGUCCUACGAUUGAAGCCAUCACUAAUGACAACAUCGUUGUGAAUGUCAUUAACAAGAUGGACGAAAAAUUCCUCAUUACAUGGAAUGGUAUAAAACAGAGAAGGACAUCAUGGCAAGAUGGAGUUUUAGGAACCAAUUGCCCAAUCCCUCCUAACACCAACUGGACAUACAAAUUCCAAGUGAAAGAUCAAAUUGGAACUUACACAUAUUUCCCAUCAACCAAAAUUCACAAAGCUGCUGGUGGUUUUGGGGGAUUUAACAUUGCUCAAAGAAUUGUGAUUCCCAUCCCAUAUCCUGCCCCGGAUGGAGAAUUCACCCUCCUUAUUGGUGAUUGGUACAAGACCGACCACAAGAUAUUAAGAAGAUUAUUGGAUGCUGGCAAGAGUCUUCCUAAUCCCGAUGCUCUUCUCAUAAAUGGCCAAAACAAUGCCGUAUUUACUGGUGAAGCAGGGAAGACAUACAAGUUCAGGGUGUCAAAUGUUGGGUUAGCAACCUCAUUUAAUUUCAGGAUUCAGGGCCAUUCAUUGAAGCUCAUUGAAGUUGAAGGUGCUCACACAAUUCAAGAAUCGUACGAAUCCCUUGAUGUUCACGUGGGGCAAUCAGUAACAGUUUUGGUCAAACUUAAUGAGUCAAUCAGUGACUAUUCCAUAGUUGCAUCUAGCCGUUUUACUGAGCUUGUUCUCACCACCACCGCAACUCUUCGCUAUCUGGGCUCCAAAAGUAAGGCCACAAUUCCAUUACCCGUAGGCCCAGCAACUGACGAUGUGGAAUGGUCCAUGAAGCAAGCCAGAACCAUCAGACUGAAUUUGACAGCAAAUGCAGCUCGCCCAAAUCCUCAGGGGUCAUUCCACUAUGGAACUAUCCCUGUUGUAAGGACAGUAAAGUUGGAAAAUUCUGAAGCCACAACAAAUGGAAAGCUACGAUAUGCAGUGAAUGGAAUUUCCUACUUCAAUCCAAACACCCCAUUGAAACUUGCUGAUUGGUUUAACAUUCCCGGUGUCUUUAAUCUUGAUACAAUUAAAGAUGUUCCUCCUCCACCAGGCACCCUUGCCAAAAUUGGCACAUCAGUCAUAGGAUUCACCCUUCAUGAUUAUGUCGAAAUAGUCUUCCAUAACAACGAAAAGUACAUUCAGUCCUGGCAUAUGGAUGGAUCUAGCUUCUAUGUUGUCGGGUAG
Messenger RNA from Abrus precatorius (Indian licorice), 1347 nucleotides. Its product is annotated as L-ascorbate oxidase homolog. Gene Ontology annotation, molecular function: copper ion binding; oxidoreductase activity. Bases 1 to 1347 code for a protein of 448 amino acids. Lineage: Eukaryota; Viridiplantae; Streptophyta; Magnoliopsida; Fabales; Fabaceae. The transcript is spliced from 6 exons. The record is from RefSeq and is a predicted model, not a curated record.